Salvelinus fontinalis (brook trout) is the source of this 1664-nucleotide messenger RNA. RefSeq names its product serine/threonine-protein kinase/endoribonuclease IRE1-like. Lineage: Eukaryota; Metazoa; Chordata; Actinopteri; Salmoniformes; Salmonidae. Gene Ontology annotation, molecular function: RNA endonuclease activity; protein serine/threonine kinase activity. Gene Ontology annotation, biological process: mRNA processing; intrinsic apoptotic signaling pathway in response to endoplasmic reticulum stress; IRE1-mediated unfolded protein response. The coding region runs from base 111 to 653 and encodes 180 amino acids. The transcript is spliced from 4 exons. Gene Ontology annotation, cellular component: IRE1-TRAF2-ASK1 complex. The record is from RefSeq and is a predicted model, not a curated record.
GAAUGAACAAAGUGCCUUGGCCUUGAACCUGCCCAUGGUUACUGUGUCUGUGUGUGUGUUUGGUCUUGUCUUUCCCAGAGGACAUCGUGGCCACAGACCUGAUAGAACAGAUGCUGAACAUGGAGCCCCAGAGGAGGCCUUCUGCUGAGAGCGUGCUCAAACACCCCUUCUUCUGGAGCCUGAAGAAACAGCUGCAGUUCUUCCAGGACGUGAGUGACAGAAUUGUAAUGGAGACAUCGGAUGGUCCAAUCAUACAGCAGCUGGAGUCAGGGGGAAAGAAAGUGGUGAAGAAUAACUGGAUGGAACACAUCACAGCAGUUCUGCGGAAAGAUCUAGAAACACGUAAAGGAGCAUAUGAAGAGGGCUCUGUUAAAGGUCUUCUACGUGCCAUAAGAAACAAGAAACACCAUUACCACGAUUCUCCUAAGGAGGUCCAGGAGACUCUGGGCUCCAUCCCUGAUGACUUUGUCUCCUACUUCACCUCCCGCUUCCCCCACCUGCUGCUGCACACCUACCUCGCCAUGCGUUCCUUUGCUGAGGAGCGGACUUUCCAAGAUUACUACCUCGAGUUCAACACGAGACUUAGACGGCAGAAGAGAACACACCCAGAGCCUGACGUGACGACAACCAAGCCAACAACUAAAAAAAUGUGACCAUAGUGUGACCUCAGGCGCUCCGCUGAGAAGUACUCCAUCCCACACCAGCAAACCUCCAAUCUAUGUCAGUACACUGUAUUGUCACGGUUCUUUUUACAUGAACAAUAUUGGUUUAUCUGAAGAAGAAGCAAUCACUUUCACUUGUAUGCAGAUGACACUGUUGUGUAUGCUAUUUCCCCGAUGGCUGACCAGGUUCUGUCAGAGCUUUAAUCUGCCUUCAUUGCCUGGCAGUAAGCCUUUAUUAACUGAAAUUGGUACUUAAUGCAGGUAAAACCAAGUACAUGUUAUAUUCCAAAUCACAUAAAAAUGUAUCUGAUGAUUUAUGCAUACGUACAUUGGAUGGUGCCCUCAUUGAUUAUGUCCCCAACUAAUAAAUAUCUAGGCAUCUGGAUUGAUGAUAGGCUGUCCUUCAAAAAGAAUGUUGAUGAGUUCGUUAAAGGUGCAAUAUGCAGAAAUCACUUUGCCAUUUCCUGGUUUCUAAAAUUGCAAUAGUUUGCCUAAUUUCAGUUUGUGACAAAACAAGUAAUAUACUGUAUAGUGUAGAGAAUCAUUGCACCAUCUAAACUGUGGUGAAAUAUCUUUUCAAUAGUAAGAAUAUUGUAUUUCCAGGUGUUUGAAGCGGGUGUACAAAACUGAAAGUAAAAGGAGCAAAAAUGAAUGCGGUAGUAGCCUAUCCCGGGGGAUGUACAUGUUUAUAUCCCAGGUUGUAUUGAUGCUUAAAGCAGGUGAAGCCCCUUUUUGAUAUGUGUGCAUGUAUACUGUAUAUUCAAGUAUGUUUAUGAUCUGAAGACAUUUAUAUUAUAAUUCAUGUCUUUUGAAUGUUGAUUGAUCAGUGUGUGAAAUGCCUUGUUUUUAUUGGUUAAAUGCAUUAUGGGUAGGGGUAUAAGAACCCUGUAUUCUCAUGGUUUUAGAGACAGACAGGGUAAGGUCCUAUUUAUUUGAUUGUGUAAAUAAUUGUACAGUUUGCCGGCUCUUUAUCCUCAAUUUGCAAAUAAAAGCCUCACUCUG